Molecule: messenger RNA, 1500 nt
Organism: Aureobasidium uvarum
Lineage: Eukaryota; Fungi; Ascomycota; Dothideomycetes; Dothideales; Saccotheciaceae
Source: the annotation of a GenBank genome assembly
AUGUCGACACUAUACAACCUCGAACCGCCGCCGACGGCCAAGGUCCUGCUCAACACCACAUCCGGCGAUCUCGUCGUCGAAGUCUUUGCCAAACAAGUCCCUCUCGCGUCUCGCAACUUUCUCCAACACUGUCUGAAUGGCUACUACGAUGGCACCAUCUUCCACCGCUUGGUCCCAGGUUUUAUCAUCCAGGGCGGCGACCCUACUGGAACUGGUUCUGGUGGUGUGAGUACUGUCAACGAUGGCGCCCCUUUCGCCGAUGAAUUCCACUCGCGACUCAAGUUCAAUCGUCGUGGUCUGCUGGGCAUGGCAAACUCUGGAGACAAGAAUGACAACACUUCGCAAUUCUUCUUUACCUUGGACAAGACCCCCGAGUUGCAGGACAAGAAUACCAUGUUUGGUCGUAUCGAAGGAGACACCAUUUACAACCUGAUGAAGAUGGCCGAGGCCGAUUUGGCUGGCGAGUCAGACCGACCACUAUAUCCUACUCGCAUUAUGUCCACCGAGGUUCUACUCAACCCCUUCAGUGACAUGGUCAAGCAAGCUUCAAUCGCCAUAUCCACAACACAAGAGACAAAGGCUCCCAAGAAGAAGCGCAAGGCCACAAAGACUCUCCUGAGUUUCGGAGGAGAAGAAGGAGAAGAGCCCGCUGCUCCUGUUGUCAAGAAAGUUAAGGUCAAUCCCAACUUUACUCAAGCCGAGCCACAACAGAAGGAAGUCUCAAACAAAUCUGCCUUGCCAAAGGUCCCAGAGCAACCAAAACGAGAGAAGCCUGUCCGCAAAUCAUCCUCACCUCCUGCACCAACACCAGCGAUACGUCAAGCACCUGUCCCUACAACAAAACCCGCGCCCGCACAAUCUCCCUCGCCUUCACCAACACCCUCGCCAGAACGUCGCAAGCCGACUGCCCUUGAACGUACCAAUGCCGAAAUCGCUCAACUAAAAGCUUCAAUGAAACGUACGACAACAACCACCUCAGCCCCCGAAAAGAAACUCUCCGCCCUCGAAUCCAUGAUCCCAGCAUCAGCAACCCGCGGCCGCAAACGCGGCAAAGCAAAAGAAGACGCCUCCUCCCUGUCCACCUUCAACGCCUUUAAGAAGCGACUAGAAAAACUGCCCGCCGAGAAAGAACCCGCCACAGCCACAACAACCACAGCUGCCAUACCAGAAGUCAACACCACGCAAACAGAAUCAGCACUGGAUACAGAAGACAAACUCUGCGAUCUGCACUUCAUCGCCAACUGCCAGAGUUGCAGCACGUGGCAUGAUGAAGACGAAAACAAGGAAGAGGAGGAUGACAAUGAUGCAACUUGGAUGUCUCACGCACUGAGUUUCGCCAAAGAUACUUUGGGCAAGGAUCUGGAGUGGAAGAGGAAAAUGGAAGAAUUCGAGGUUAUCGAUCCGAGAGAGAAGACGAGAGAGAUUGUGGGUGAUAAGGGGAGGAAUAAGGGCAAAGAGUGGGAUAGAGAGAGGGAGAGGAAAGGCAAGGGGAGGGCUUGA